Molecule: messenger RNA, 780 nt
Organism: Drepanopeziza brunnea f. sp. 'multigermtubi' MB_m1
Lineage: Eukaryota; Fungi; Ascomycota; Leotiomycetes; Helotiales; Drepanopezizaceae
Source: RefSeq, a predicted model, not a curated record
AUGUCAUAUAUAGCUUGGCGCGGCCGAAGCCGUCUAAGAAAUCUUCUUUUUGCUUUAGCUAUUGCUGCUAUUGCAGCUGCGGCGGCUGCGGCGGCUAUAUUACGCACUCUUACUCCCGAAGCUUCGCCUUCUUUCUUAAACCUUUUUAUUAAGCGCUUGCUUAUGCUAACGACCGUUAAAGCCUUAAAAUGCAUUAAGUACAUUAAUAAUAAAAUCACAUCGAAGUCUAAUAAAGAUUGCUAUAAUUGCGAUACGAGCGUCAUUCGCUGUCUCCGGUGUAUUAAAAGUAGCUAUAGCAAUUGCACCGCUGCUUUUGCCGCUGCUAACACCGCUUUUAAUAACUUCCUCGCCUUAGAUGCUGCUUUUUCAAGAAGUACUGCUAAUGGUCCGGGCGGUUUAGCGAAUAAAAGUAAAGGUUUUAAAAGUAGUCUCGAUAGCUUUAUAAGUUUUGCUCUUGCUUUUAAGACUUUCAAUUUGAAUAUGGCCUUUAUUAGAUUGAAUAGUCUUAUAGUAGCGAACCGUAAUCCGGUGAUUCGGAGCGCUUCGAGUAUAUCACUUCUUCCUCUUGCGCUUGCCGCCCUUGUUGCUCCCGUCGCCUCCGCUGCUCUCGUCGCUCCUGCAGCUCCCGUCGCUCUCGUCGCACUUAUUAUCGUCGCUCCUUUUGCGCUAAUCGUUGCGCUUGCCGUUCCCGCGGCGGCGCCCGCCGUUGCUAUGACUCUUAUAAAGCGCCGAGCUAAAGUAAAAAGAUUACUAAAAGCUUUAGUCGAUCUUUUAUUAUAA